AUCAAAAUGUACUUAGUAACUGUGUCAUAUGAAGUAACAAUUCAUAUAAAUACGUAUAUAUGAUCAAGUUAGCCGAAUGCAUAGAACAGUUUGGUUUAUUUCCCUUAGUUAUCAUUGCGAUGGAAGAAAGGACUAUUAAUCUUCAUUUAAUACUACUAAUUACAUAUAUAACAAUCAAUUUAGUAACAUUAGGAAAUACGCAAAUGUCCAUGAGUCAAUCAUUGAUGGAGACGAUUGACAGAGCACAAAACGAAGCAAUGAAUGUAACUAGCAGAGAAGAAAGUUCUUCCGGUAGUGGGAGAAAUGAUAUGAAAUUGAUUCAAAGCGAUGGCAAUUAUUAUAAGAAGAGACAAUCAAACAAGGCAGGUGGUAAACGCUAUGAAGGUCUUUUCUAUUCUCGUGGUUAUUCAAUAUUUGGUGAUAUUGAUUCAGAAACAACUACAUUUCAGUAUGGUGGUAAAAUCACAAAAUAUGGUAAACGUAGUCGAAAAUAUUCCGACAGAGAUACAAUUGGAAGUUCGGAUCGAUAUUCUAGUUCAUAUAUUAAAGAUGACUUCAAGAUUCGAGCUAAAUCAAAGAAAAAAUAUGCAAAAGAUUAUAAUGGAAUGUCUGAAAUGACAGGGAGGGAUAUGCAAAUCUCUGGUAUUCGGAAUAAUAAUGGAAAUAAAGGAAGAACAGAAACUAAUAAAGAUUCACAAUCGAGAGAAUCGCGUAACAGAACUGAAGACAUGAGAAACUUUAAUAUGCAUUAGUAGUUUCAAAUGCAGUAAAUCACCAGAUGUGAUAAAUAUGUUUUAUUCCACAUAGAAUCAAAUUUAUUUAUGUAUAAAAUAAUGUCAACCACUAUUUUGAUAAUUGUUAAACAACAUAUGUAUCAGAAAAUAAUGCAAGUAAUAUUAUCAAUAGUUCUUCCAAAACGUGAAAAGAAUUUUACGUUUGUUGCGCUAUUUUCUUACCAUAAAUAGCAGUU
This is a messenger RNA of Schistosoma guineensis, 970 nucleotides long. NCBI's taxonomy places the organism in Eukaryota, Metazoa, Platyhelminthes, Trematoda, Strigeidida, Schistosomatidae. The record is from the annotation of a GenBank genome assembly.